Messenger RNA from Annulohypoxylon maeteangense, 1259 nucleotides. RefSeq lists its product as uncharacterized. The record is from RefSeq and is a predicted model, not a curated record. The coding region runs from base 191 to 1015 and encodes 274 amino acids. NCBI's taxonomy places the organism in Eukaryota, Fungi, Ascomycota, Sordariomycetes, Xylariales, Hypoxylaceae. The transcript has 2 exons.
CAAGUCCCGAUGAGAUCCUCUAUAAAAUGAGCUCAUAUUGAAGAGUGAUUUCGUUGAUCACAAAGACAUCUACACAUAUAUUAGCUAGGUAUCUUCGAUAAUGAUAAGCAUUCUAUCGUAUCUCUUAUAAUCACCAUAAAUCACCAAACAUUUUUUUUUUUGCGAGUUGAGGAGUUUCAAAUAAGUCAAGAUGCCUUCUGUUAACCUAGAAUACCCCACCCAGCCUUACAGCAAGGUCAAUCGAUAUGGCUCAAGAGCUUCCUACGCCCUGGAGACGAUCCAUCAGAUCGUCAACACAUGCCCCAUUCUCCACGUCUCCUUCACAGUCCCCAACUCCCCCUUCCCCAUGAUCCUCCCCAUGAUAGGGCAAAUGGGCUCAUUCGCCCGCCCCAGCGCCGACACAGGAGACGUGUUAGAGCUAUACCUCCACGGCUACGUGUCCUCGCGCAUCAUGAAUCUCUCCCGCAAAGCCGACGGCGAAGGCGAGGAACACGGCCUCCCCAUCUGCGUCGCGGCCACCCACCUAGACGGCCUCGUGCUCUCGCUCACCCCGAACUCCCACAGCUAUAAUUACCGCUCGGCGGCCCUAUUCGGCUACGCGACGCUCGUUACCGAUGUCGAGGAGAAACUGUACGCCAUGCGCCUCAUCACGGACUCUGUCGUGCGCGAUAGGUACAGACACACGCGUGUCCCGCCCAACGCCGCGGAAAUGCAGAGUACCAGCGUGCUUCGCGUGAGGAUCACAGCUGGGAGCGCAAAGAUCCGCUCGGGCUUGCCGAAGGAUGAUAGGGGUGAUAUGGAGAAUCAGGAGGUCUUGGAUCGGGUGUGGACGGGUGUGUUUCCGGUGCAUUAUACGAUUGGGGAACCUGUCCCUGGGCCGUAUAAUAGGGUGAAGGGGUUGCCUGGGUAUUUGGACGAGUUUAGGACUGGGUUUAAUGAGGAUUCGAGGGAUGGCGCGGUGCAGGCGGCGAUGACGGUGGAGGAGGAGGGCAAGGCGAAGGUUGGUGACGAUUGAUUUCGGUGGGGCCGGAAAGGGGGUGGUUUGUGCCGCUGGUGGGAUAAGGGGAAUGCUACGUAUAUCGGCCGGUUUUCCGGGAUUGCGGGUUUGGUUUUCUGGAUGUUUAUUUUUGGUUUGGUUUCCGGGUAAGAUUGCGUAUCUUAUUAGCGAUACAUUGACAAUGGACGACUCAAUCUGGUAGAUGUCACUGUAACUCAGCCAUGUCGAAGGCAACCGUUUCCUACGUCAAACACACAGCUUC